Fukomys damarensis (Damara mole-rat) is the source of this 2144-nucleotide messenger RNA. It is a transcript of the gene Rnf38, whose product is annotated as ring finger protein 38. The transcript is spliced from 12 exons. NCBI's taxonomy places the organism in Eukaryota, Metazoa, Chordata, Mammalia, Rodentia, Bathyergidae. The record is from RefSeq and is a predicted model, not a curated record. The coding region runs from base 528 to 1988 and encodes 486 amino acids.
GGGGCGCGGAGGCGUUAGCCGACUUUGUCAUUUCUGGGCGUGCAGCCGUAGUUUCCUGGCGCGGCCCGUGUGAUGGUGCCGGGAGGAAGGAAGCGCCGUUAUAGUACCUCAGUGGGAGCCCAGGUUCCGGGGUUGAGGAGGCCCAGGAGCGGAGGAGCUAGCGAACUGGCCGCUGGCUGAGCGAGUGGUCACAAUAGGAGGCGGCGGCCCAGCGCGGAGCUGGCAGGACGGGCCGUGGGCCGUUGGGAGCAGGCCCGCGCGCUGGUCGGGUGGAGAUUUGCCCCGGUAGCUCUGCGCUCUUUGUUUGAGCGGCGGUGGCUAGCAGAUACGGCCGCGGCCCGCGGGAGACUCCGCCAGCCACCUGGCAGACGGCCCGGCUCUCUUGUUUCCACCCUCUUUGCCGAGGCGCAGGUGAAAUGAUGUCACUCAGGAGAACGCAGAACCCUGUCGGAUAGGUCCUCGCGGCUUUCUGGACUGGCUGCGUUUUGUUCUCGAGGAAUGGAAGUUCUUCCUUUCUGGGGUGAAGAAUGAAAAAGAUAUCUCCCGGGGCCAAUUCAGCACCUCUACCUGGCCAUCCUCCUAACAAGGUGAUUUGUGAAAGGAGUGAAGAUAGUCCAAGUCCUAAGAGGCAGCGCCUCUCUCAUUCAGUCUUUGAUUAUACAUCGGCCUCGCCAGCCCCCUCACCACCAAUGCGACCAUGGGAGAUGACAUCAAAUAGGCAGCCCCCUUCAGUUCGACCAAGCCAACAUCACUUCUCAGGGGAACGAUGCAACACACCUGCACGCAACAGAAGAAGUCCUCCUGUCAGGCGCCAGAGAGGAAGAAGGGAUCGUCUAUCUCGGCAUAGUUCUAUUAGUCAAGAUGAAAACUAUCAUCAUCUCCCUUAUGCACAGCAGCAAGCAAUAGAGGAACCUCGAGCCUUCCACCCUCCGAAUGUAUCUCCCCGUCUGUUACAUCCUGCUGCUCACCCACCCCAGCAGAAUGCAGUAAUGGUUGAUAUACAUGAUCAGCUUCAUCAAGGAACAGUCCCUGUUUCCUAUACAGUGACAACAGUGGCACCACACGGGAUUCCACUCUGCACAGGCCAGCACAUCCCUGCUUGCAGUACACAACAGGUCCCAGGGUGCUCUGUGGUUUUUAGUGGACAACACCUCCCUGUCUGUAGUGUGCCUCCUCCAAUGCUUCAGGCAUGUUCAGUUCAGCACUUACCUGUACCAUAUGCUGCAUUCCCACCCCUUAUUUCUAGUGAUCCAUUUCUUAUACAUCCUCCUCAUCUUUCUCCCCAUCAUCCUCCUCAUUUGCCACCACCAGGCCAGUUUGUUCCUUUCCAAACACAGCAAUCACGAUCGCCUCUGCAGAGGAUAGAAAAUGAAGUGGAACUCUUAGGAGAACAUCUUCAAGUAGGAAGUUUUACUUAUCCCACAUCAGCCCAUCCCCCAACAUUACCUCCAUCAGCUCCUUUGCAGUUCUUAACACAUGAUCCUUUGCAUCAGGAGGUGUCUUUUGGAGUACCUUAUCCUCCAUUCAUGCCUCGGAGGCUCACAGGACGUAGUAGAUAUCGAUCCCAGCAGCCAAUACCACCUCCCCCUUAUCAUCCCAGCCUACUACCAUAUGUGUUAUCAAUGCUGCCAGUGCCACCCGCCGUGGGCCCAACUUUCAGCUUUGAAUUAGAUGUGGAAGAUGGAGAAGUAGAAAAUUAUGAGGCCCUGUUAAAUCUGGCAGAGCGACUAGGAGAGGCUAAGCCUCGAGGACUGACAAAAGCAGAUAUUGAACAACUUCCUUCUUAUCGGUUCAAUCCGAACAACCACCAGUCAGAACAGACUUUGUGUGUAGUAUGCAUGUGUGAUUUUGAGUCAAGGCAGCUACUUAGAGUCUUACCCUGUAACCAUGAGUUCCAUGCCAAGUGUGUUGACAAGUGGCUUAAGGCAAAUCGUACCUGUCCAAUUUGCCGAGCUGAUGCUUCAGAAGUACAUCGGGAUUCAGAAUGACCAACCUAAGAGCACAAAUUUAGUUUGGGUGUUCCUCAUCACAUGUAUAUAUGGACUAUCCAUUGAACUUAAUCUGUGUGGCUUCCAGCCUUCCCUUUACCAAAAGGGUCAAUGGACCUUUCUUUGCACUGUGUGACUUAAUCAACUAUAAAAGCU